Molecule: messenger RNA, 1779 nt
Organism: Dovyalis caffra
Lineage: Eukaryota; Viridiplantae; Streptophyta; Magnoliopsida; Malpighiales; Salicaceae
Source: the annotation of a GenBank genome assembly
AUGGCAAAUGCUUUGUUCUCCUUCGAUCCAUUCGACUUCAACGGAAUCCAGAGUUGUUACAGUCGUAUUGAAGAUUAUGAGAAAGCAGAAUUGAUGAUCAAAGGAAAGCAAGACCAUUUGUUUUCAAUGGAAGAUUUGAGGCAGGUUUAUCCUAUAUGUUCUGAUUGUGGUGCUUAUCAGGAUAACACACAGAAUAAGGGGGUUAAUUUCUUUAAAAAUCAGCUGCAGAAGCCAAAACAACAACAAUCGCCACCCAAGUCAAAUUAUUUGCCAGUGGAUGAUUUCCUUGGUUCUUGCUUCCCAGAACCAGCACAACCAAUGCAGGAAAUCAGAAAGCUUGAGAAUAUUGUCAAACACGGUAAAGAAACGCAAUAUCCACCUGCUCUUUCAUCAUCUCUAGAACUCCUUAACAACUAUGGAAGUGGGAUUAAGAAGUUGAAUGUGAACCAACUCGGCAAUGAAACUUGCUCCGGCGGUCGAAAGAAAUUGUCAACUGAGGAGAUCAUAAGGGUGGCUGGAUCAAGGUUCAUACAAUUCUCUGAUCAAAGAUAUGAUGAUUUCUCCAUGCUCAUGCACCCUUUUGGUUAUGCACUCUCAGGCCUGUCCGAGGAAGAAACAAGGGAUGUAGAACUCACUCACCUUCUUCUAGCGACAGCAGAGAAGGUAGGCUACCAACAAUUUGAUCGUGCAAGCAGAUUGCUUAGCCGUUGUGAAUGGGUUGCAUCCGAGAGAUCCAAUCCCCUUCAGAGGGUUGUGUACCACUUCUCAGAAGCUCUUCGAAGGAGGGUUGAUGAGGCAAAAGGAAGAUUGACUCCGAUGGAAACGAAGGGAAAACCAAAAUGUGAAACUCCUCAUGGGUUAAGUACACAUAUAGCUCUCCUUAGCAUCCACCAGAAGGUUCCUUUUAAUCAGGUAAUGCAACUUACAGCGAUCCAAGCAAUAAUUGAAAAUGUUGGUUCAGCAAGAAAGAUCCAUUUGAUUGACCUCGAAAUCAGGAGUGGAGUUCAAUGGACAGCCUUGAUGCAAGCUCUUACAGAAUGCCGGCUUGACCGUCUUAAGAUAACUGCUGUUGGCUUGAGAGGCAUACAAAAGAUAGAGGAGACUGGCAAGAGGUUAGAAACCUUUGCCAAGUCCAUGAACUUCCCAUUCACAUUCAAGCCAAUACAGGUAUCGUGCAUGUCUGAAAUCAAGGAGGAACUAUUUGAAACUGCAGCUGAUGAAACCGUGGUCGUUGUCUCUAACAUGAUACUCAGGACAAUGCUCUCAAGGCCAGCUUGCUUGGAAAAUUUGAUGGGAGUGAUUAAAAAUCUUAAUCCUUCAAUAAUGAUCGUCAGCGAAGUUGAAGCCAAUCACAAUUCACCAAUAUUUGUGAACCGUUUCAUCGAAGCACUGUUCUUUUAUGGGGCGUAUUACGAUUGCCUUGAGACCUGCCUGGAGCAGAACCCUGAGCAUAGAAGGAAAACUGAAGCAAUCUUCUCUAAUGGGAUAGAAAAUAUUGUAGCUAUGGAGGGAAGUGACAGGAUUACUAGAAAUGUGAAAAUAGAUGUAUGGAGGGCAUUCUUUUCAAGAUUUAGCAUGGUGGAAGUAGGAUUUAGCGAGUCAUCUCUAUACCAAGCUAGCUUGAUUCCAAAGCAAUUUCCUUAUGGCAGUUCAUGUACUCUAGAAAAGAACGGCAAGGGCCUAAUUGUUGGGUGGAAAGGAACACCAAUGCAUUCCCUUUCAGCUUGGAAGUUUUCCAGAGAGAGACGAUGGAGGUCGUCUGUAAAUUAUAAAUUCUGA